Messenger RNA from Microdochium trichocladiopsis, 468 nucleotides. RefSeq lists its product as uncharacterized. The record is from RefSeq and is a predicted model, not a curated record. The transcript has 2 exons. NCBI's taxonomy places the organism in Eukaryota, Fungi, Ascomycota, Sordariomycetes, Xylariales, Microdochiaceae. Bases 1 to 468 code for a protein of 155 amino acids.
AUGACGAAACUCAAUGUCCAAUCUUUUCCUCGGCCGCCACUGCUCGAACGAACCGCUCGCCAUCUGCUUGUGAAAUGGAAGGGUGAAGUCAUUGCUGACACGAAGGAGGCAUACUGGGUCCUGGAAACUCACCAUCCUCCAACGUAUUACCUCCCACCAGCCAGCAUCAGGGUGCCUCUGGCCCAGACCCCACGCUCGUCAUACUGCGAGUGGAAAGGCAGAGCAACGUACUACUCCAUCACGCACGGCGGCGAGACGGUGGCCAACCGGAUCUGGUCAUACAACUCGCCAACGAGCUCCUUCACGCCCAUCAAGGGCUACCUGUCGUUUUACGCCGGGCCCUGGGACUGCUACGUGGAUGGCGAGAAGGUCGAGCCACAGCCGGGCGACUUCUACGGCGGCUGGGUGACCAGCGACAUUGGUGGCAUUGUCAAAGGGCGAGAUGGGAACUUUGACCCAGUUGUGUAA